UAUCGCAUGUCAUUCGGAAAUCAACUAUGACGCUCUUUAAUGAUGGAUGUUAAAAAUGGAUUCAAAAUAUCUUGGAAAACUUUGUACGAAGAUAGGUUUAGAAUGGCAGCUGCUUGGGGUACAUCUAGGUUUCAAUACCGUCCAGAUGGAACAGUUGCGUGCUGCGUACCCCUCGAGUAUUUCACAAUGUGUGUCUGUCAUGUUAAGUCAUUGGAAAAUUGUCACAGAACAGCAUAAAGUGAAUUAUACAUUGGUAUUGGCUAAUUCAUUAAGAGAAGUUGGAAGGGCAGAUCUUGCAGAUGAUAUUAAUGGCUCUGUUCAACGGCUCUCUUGUGAUUUGUCUGUAAAACAGAAAACCUGUUCUAUAUCAAGCACAGAAGGAGAGGACGAACUUGAUGGAUGUUCAGAUAAUAGUCGUCAACAUAUAAUCCUAAAUGAUGACAGUAGAAGAUAUAUAGAUGAAUUAAAAACUAUAGUCUUUGAGAACAGGACUAGUGAUCCAUUGUACAGAUACAUAGAACAGACAAAGGUAUAUAUGGAGCAUAAAACUCAAAACAUUGAUUUAUUUGUAAAAACAAAAGCAUUUGAGAAAACAAUGGAACGUUUGUUGAUGAAUGGCCUUGUUAUUAUUAUUGGUAAUGCCGGAGAUGGAAAAACCACGCUCGCCGUCAAUGUUCUAAAUGAUUUACGGAAAAAAGGAUACACACCUCUAGUAUUUUCUGACCCAAAUUUACUUGAACAAGCAAUAGAUCCAAGUAGACAAAUAGUAUACUUCGUCGACGAUGCAUUUGGAACCCCAACAUUAAACAAAAGGUUCAUUGAAAGUUGGUCAAGGCUUUAUGAUAAAAUUGACAGCAUCGUGUCAAAACAAAAAAUGUCAUUAAUUCUUACCUCAAGAAAAAUGGUGGCUCAAAAAGCGAAAAAUAUGCUGCGUUCUUAUGAACGUUACUUUCAUUCACUUCUCGAUAUUACGGACGAGAGUUUAUGUAUGAAUAAAGUCGAAAAGCGAAUGUUAGUUGCCCGCCACUGCCAAGGUCAUGGCCUUUUCCCAAUGCAACUUGUAAAAGAUCAGUCAGGAUACACUCCCGGGUUUCCUUUGAUUUGCAAAUUAUAUACAAAAAACCAUCGUUUGAGAAAUAAUCCAAAUUUCUUUGAAAACCCGUUGUCGGUAUUACAAAAAGACAUUUCAGAACUUCUCGAUUAUGAUAUUCAUGCAUUUUGUAUCUUGAUUCUAAUUGUUCUCCAUGACGGCCGCCUUCCAGUUGAAUAUCUGGACGUUUUUGAAGACGAUGGUAUGGACGAAGAAAAAUUGGACACUGUCGUUAAAGCAUUUGGUAUGAACAAAAUGACAGCUUUGUCUCAAAUGGAGAAAUCGGUAGAGGCAAUAUUAGGGGUAUAUGUGGAAGAAAUAGAUGACUUGUAUGUAUUUUUACACGAUUCAUUUUUUGAUGCCGUUUGUUUAGUUUUCGGACAAAAGCACCCGAAAGAAAUACUAAGAUUAGCGUCAGCUCACUUUAUUGAGCAGCGUGUUAGGACGAAAAAUUCAGUUUUAUCAGAAAAUAGUGAUGAAUUAGAUGUUAUCGUUUUGAAAAAAUCGCAUUUAAAGUUUCUGUCAAAACGGUGGAUUACUGAUAUACAGACAGGACAUAUUAGAAAUGUAAUGAACAACCCGUCUAUUCAAGACGAUGCCAUGUUAUCGAACUUUAUUGAAAGCAUAGAGCGUUUGUCAUCAGUUGAAUUUGAAGGCUUUAUCGAGAGCAUGGACGGUCAACGAUCCCUAGUCGAAUUUAUAUUAGACGAUGGUCAUACAAAAUUAGCUAUGUAUUUGCUUAAAAAAAUGAAGGAUACGAAAAACCUAUUUUUUGAAAUACCAACCAAAAGUCUACAUUCAGCUAUAAAUAGGAGAGACGCUACACUAGUCAAGUUUUUGCUAGAUUUUGGAAUGGAUACGAGUAGUAUCACACGUCCAUACAAACUAAACGGUGUGCAUUGUGCAGCUCGAUCAGGAGAUGUUGAAAUCUUACGUCUGAUAUUGGAAAAAACAAAAAAUGGUGUCGUUAAUAGAAUAGACAAUUUAGGCAUGCAGCCAAUACAUUACGCAUGUCAAAGUUCGAGUAAUUCAUGUGUAGAACUUCUUCUAAAAAAUGGAAGUAGCGCUGAUAAUGCAGAUUCUGCCGGAAAACAACCCAUUCACUAUGCAUCCUACGCUGGUAGUAUCACAUGUGUAGAUCGUCUCAACAAAGCCGGUGCGUGUUUAAAUAAAAAAGACUGGAUGGGACGGACGUCUCUUCAUUUUGCUGCUAUGAGUGAUAAUGUCGAUCUUGUAUGCUUUCUUCUAGAACAUAGCUGCGAUCCCAAUACAAUAGAUAGUGAUUUGUGUGCACCGUUAUUUUAUGCUUGUAAAAAUGGACGCUGGAGAACAGUUAAAGCUUUAAUUCAGAGUGGCGCUGACAUUAAUAUUCGCGACAAGUAUGAUAAAUUGCCUAUACAUGCAACUACAGAAGGGUGUCAUUCUGAUCAUGAGGGUGCUAAUUCCUGUUUGAAACUGCUGUUAGAUUUGAAUACCGACAUCAAUGCUGUAGAUGACCAAGGCAAAUCUGCUUUACAUUACGCAUGCGCUUGGUCAUAUGAUCACAGAUAUGACAGUGUGCAAAUGCUUGUCUCAUCAGACGCUGAUAUUAAUAUAACAGAUGGUUUUAAGAUGACUCCGUUGUUGUAUGCAUGCAAUAGUGGCAGUUUUAAGUGCGCGUCUCUUUUACUUCAUUAUGGCGCCAAUCCAAACUGUGAGGGUACACGGCAAACUAAACCGAUACACCUUGCAUGUGCGGAUGGUAACAUUGAAAUAGUCAAACUUCUGAUUAGCAAGUCAGCCGAUGUUAAAUCAACAAACACCGAUGGUCGCCAACCAAUUCAUUUUGCUAGUCAAUAUGGAAAUAAUGAUGUAAUUUGCUUUCUUGUUUGGAAUGGAGCUAGCGUAAAUGUUCAAGACAGUACGGGAAAGACUCCUCUACAUUAUGCAUGCAAAUGGGGACGAGAAAAAUCGGUUAAACGUUUGAUGAAACUCGAUAGUAAUCCACACGUCAAAGAUUACGACGGAUUUUAUCCACAGGACUUAAUUCCGCAGUGGAUAAAAAGCUGUAAAUUUAUCAGACAAUGCUUAAGUAGUACUUCCAAUUCUUUGUAGCAUCCGUUCGAAAUACAGUAGGACGAUCAUAUACAGGCAAACCUUGACUAUAUUAUAUGAUUAACAGUUUGAGUUCCUGCUGUGAAGUGAGAAAAUAAUGCAAGAUAAAUAAUUUUGCAUGGUUGUGUCAAAUAUCUAAGCUUUUUUUUUAUAUAACUCCUUCUUUCCGACAACACCUUAACAAUGAUAACCCAAUUCAAAAGACAAGGGGCGAUAAGGGCCGUUUUUAGGCCCCACCACCAAAUUUCAGUUAAUUUGUCAUGUUGUAACUGUGUACAACAACCCAUCUGAAAAUGGUUGCAUUUUAGGUCUAUCUCGUAUAUAUAACUGUUCACUUGUUUCGGUUCUAAUACAUCAUUGGCUUUCAAAUAUUUGGGUUUUGACGUUUCUGAUGAAGGGUAAAUCCAGAAAACGGCUUCGGGCUUGCCGUAUGUGUAUAGACAAAUAUUCACUUUUGAAUAAACUUAAAGUAUAUGCCACAUAUAUAUUUGUUUCUCUAAUUCAUAGCCAAUUUAUCCUUUUUUCCGACCUGUUGAUUAUCUUUUAUUUAAUCAAAGUGUAGUUUGUUUGAUCUCAGUUCUUCGUUGGCCGGCCAAAAAUUCAAUUAUGACGUCAAAUUUUCUUGCUUACCUCUAAAUUUUCUAUUGUGACGUCAGGAAAAGAGGCGACCAUGUCUGAGGACGUUACAAAGAUAAAAUAGUCUGUUUGUAGAUCAUUGGAAUAGAAGGGUUACGUUUGUCUGCAUAUCGUCUUAAAAUCAUAAGAGAAAGAGAUUCUACCACCAAAUUUCGUGCAAUACUUCCACUGUGUAGUGCAAUACGAUAUUUCUCCACUUUCGACAUGUUUUUUUUAUUUGAACCGCUCGGCGAGCCUCGCAUUCUAAACUGUUUCGAGUGGAGAAAUAUCGUAUCACACUCGAUGCAGUGGUAUAAUCUAUAUAGAAACUUUAAGUACAUUGCCAUAUAUAUACUAUGCACAAACUAUGGUGUAAAAUUGAGAAUGGAAAUGGGGAAUGUGUCAAAGAGACAACAACCCAACCAUAGAGCAGACAACAGACGAAGGCCACCAAUGGGUCUUCAAUACAGCGAGAAACUCCCGCACCCGGAGGCGUCCUUCAGCUGGCCCCUAAACAAAUAUGUAUACUAGUUCAGUGAUAAUGGACGUCAUACUAAACUCCAAAUUAUAAACAAGAAACUAAGAUUAAAAUGAUACAAGACUAACAAAGGCCAGAGGCUCCUGACUUAGGACAGGCGCAAAAAUGCGGCGGGGUUAAACAUGUAGUUCAGUUAGAGGAAAUGUUUUACAAUAAGAUUCCGAUAAAAUUACAAAACUCCAGAAAUCAGUUACCAACAAGAAUCAUACUUGGAUGUAAAUGAUCAGUUCCAUCAAAUUUUAUUUUUUCUUCUUCUUUAAAAUGCUUAUCAUUUUCAGAAAGAAAUUUAAAACUCUAAAAAAUCUUUUCAAAUUGUAAAAAAAAGACUUACGCCUAAUUGUUUGUCAAUACUUAUAAAAAAUAAUAUUCAAUAUACUUCAGUCUACGAUCAGUCUCUAUAACAAUAUACUUUUACCAAGACCAAAUACUAAUUCUAGUAAGAAACCUCUUCAUUAAUUAUAUAAUCAAAGUCUGGAAUGAUUUACCAUUCAUCAUUAAAAAAUGGUUCUGAAAUGUAAAUUAAUCAAGGAACAUUGAUAAAAUAUUUUCUUGGAAAUAUUAUGUGAAAAUGAACAAAUCUAAUCAUCAUAUUACAUUUUUUUUUGUUAGAUUAUGAAAUGUGUCAUUAUUGUAGUUAUUUGAAUAUAUGAAUGAUGUAUUUUGCAAUAAAAUGAGUACUGUAUGAG
Molecule: messenger RNA, 5023 nt
Organism: Mytilus californianus (California mussel)
Lineage: Eukaryota; Metazoa; Mollusca; Bivalvia; Mytilida; Mytilidae
Exons: 4
Coding region: 47-3184 (1045 amino acids)
Biological process (GO): signal transduction
Molecular function (GO): protein binding
Source: RefSeq, a predicted model, not a curated record